This is a messenger RNA of Lentinula edodes (shiitake mushroom), 1178 nucleotides long. RefSeq lists its product as uncharacterized. Lineage: Eukaryota; Fungi; Basidiomycota; Agaricomycetes; Agaricales; Omphalotaceae. The record is from RefSeq and is a predicted model, not a curated record. Bases 44 to 976 code for a protein of 310 amino acids. The transcript is spliced from 2 exons.
GCCCGCAAAUUUUCCGCAUUUGCUUGCAAGUUGAAUCAUUCUCAUGUUGCUUCGACCUAUUCCGCGUUCUUUCCCAUUUCUACACCCUACAAGGCUGUCCUUGACACCUUCCAUUGCUUCAGCACUACUACGACGCUCUUAUGAUGCUCAACAGAUUUCGCGAUUUCACAGUUCUUCGCAGAGUCAAUCUAAUCAAUCCCUUCUUUCGCGUCUUUCACAUCGAGUAUUGUACAAAAAAGAUGGGAUAACGCCCCGCUCAAAAAAGCGAGGCUUCGUGAUAGCCAGCUGGCUUUCUGUGACAGGUCUACUACUUUAUACUGCAAUCUCACUACUGUCGGACAUAGAGGAUAUUGUGCUCCUUCUCACGGCCUUCAUUCAGCUGCAGCAAAUCGAUGCAUCCUUCUACACUCCAUCUGACCCAGACACCAAGCAGCGAAAUUGGGAUGACUGGGGAGAGAGUACUUCGUACUUCAAAAGCAUAUGCAAGCCAGUUCUAGUCACUUUAACAUGGGCAGAGCCUGUUCAUGUAGACCGUUUUUUUGCUGAGCUCGAGGAUGUUGUUGACCGGCUCGAUGACUUCGAUGUAAAUCAUCGCCAGAUGCAAUCCGAGACGGAAACAUUGAAAAAUAAAAUUCACAACAUCAUGAACAGUGCCUCACAUGCCGUUCAUCACUCCCUCCUUUCCCUUCGGCACGAACUGAGUAACCCAGAGUCUUCACUCUCGGGCUUGCUCAAACCGAACUCUGGAGGCUCCUUACGCACUACUGGUGCCGAAAUCACGAUAGAGGGAGCUUCUGAGGUCGUACAACACAUUCGCGAAGCCAUUGAGGCUAUCCUACACGCUUUACAGGAGAAGGUAGAUCGAGAAGUAAGUGGGGAGAUCGAUAAAGAGCUCUCUGGAUGGUUCAAGGUUAAAGGCGAUGGCUCUGGCAGUGGGAAGGGGAGUAAAGGCAAGGGAUAUGAUAUAAUAGGAUAGCAGGACACCCGGAUCUUCAUGCCACUGGAGGUCAGUGGUUUCUCGCAAGGAAAUCAGUGUAUUCGUGCGAGUCCAUCCGGAAUCAUUGCUUUGCGAAUUCUUCCCUGUUUUUCCUUAGUCCUGCGAAGGAAUCCACAGCAGGGUCGUUAGCCUAACUAGCGCCGAGAAUCCCUAACCUUCCUAUAACCUUUCCUUCCGAGAC